Messenger RNA from Lytechinus pictus (painted urchin), 2077 nucleotides. Its product is annotated as sodium/glucose cotransporter 4-like. The coding region runs from base 1 to 1968 and encodes 655 amino acids. Gene Ontology annotation, cellular component: plasma membrane. Gene Ontology annotation, molecular function: D-glucose:sodium symporter activity. The record is from RefSeq and is a predicted model, not a curated record. NCBI's taxonomy places the organism in Eukaryota, Metazoa, Echinodermata, Echinoidea, Temnopleuroida, Toxopneustidae. Gene Ontology annotation, biological process: transmembrane transport. The transcript is spliced from 14 exons.
AUGCGACUAUACUUAGUUGUGCCACCUCUUGCACCAAGUCGUACAACGUUGAACAACACUAACACGAUGGUCGCCCGACCGAUGGCAUCAUGGGGAGGUGGAAAGGAUUCUACAAGCGGCUACUUUCUGGCAGGUCGAAAUAUGCCAUGGUGGCUGGUUGGGCUUUCCUUAUACGUCACCAACAUUGGUAGUUCAUCUUUCAUUGGUAUGGCAGGAACUGCUGCGGUGUCUGGUAUUGCAGUCAUCGCUUAUGAAUACUAUGCAUUGGUCUGUUUGCUGCUCCUUGGUUUUGUGUUCAGUCCGGUUUAUUUUGCUUCAGAGAUAUCGACGGUGCCGCAAUAUCUAAAGAAACGUUUUGGAGGAGACCGGUUGCAAACUUUCAUCUCAGUCAUUAACCUCAUCGUUGCUGUUGUUAUGAUGCUAGCGGGUGAAAUGUAUGGUGGUACGAUUGUAAUCCAGACCGCUCUUGGAUGGAACGUGUAUACGUCUGUGAUCUCUCUCCUUUUAUUGACGCCUUUGACGGCUAUAUACACGGUAGCUGGUGGUAUUAAGGCCGUCAUCUAUACUGACGCUCUCCAGGCCGUCAUCAUGAUCAUUGGUGCUUUUGUUCUUAUGGCAAUAUCGAUAGCAGAGAUUGGUGGCAUCGGAAACCUUCGUUUACUUUACAUGACUGCUAUACCAAACACCACCCAGAUCUAUGGCAAUACAACAUGUGGGAUCCCACAAGAGGAUACAUGGCAUAUCUUCAGGGAUGCCAAGUCGGGUGAUAUUCCUUGGCCAGGGCUCGUCUUCGGUAUCUUCAUACUAGGACUCUACUUCUGGUGUUCCAACCAGGUCAUUGUUCAACGGACUCUCUCUGCAAAGAAUGUAACCCAUAGCAAAGCGGGAUGUAUCCUGACUGGAUAUUUCAAGAUCCUACCUAUGUAUCUAAUGAUCUGGCCUGGGAUGAUAAGUAGAUCACUUUGGCCUGAUGAAGUGGCGUGUGUGGAGCCGGGGAUAUGUGAAAAAGUAUGCAGUAAUCCAGCUGGUUGCGGGGACAUCGCCUACCCAAAAUUGGUGGUCAACCUCAUGCCAACUGGUGCUAAAGGACUGAUGUUGGCUGCGAUGUUAGCUGCAUUGGUCAGUACUCUAACAUCAAUCUUCAAUGCAGCUAGUUCGAUGUUUGUUCUGGACAUUUGGGUGAAGGUUCGUCCAACCUCUACAGAAUUAGAGAUGGUUAUCGUUGGAAAGCUGUGUACAAUUAUCUUCAUGAUCGUAGGGGUUCUAUGGCUACCGGUAAUCCAAUCCUAUGGUUCUGGAGGAAUAGUCUACUAUGUUCAAUCUAUCUUGUCUUACCUUUCACCGUCAGUCUUCGCAGUCUUCACAGCAGCUAUUGCAUGGUCCAGAGUCAACGAAAAGGGUGCUUUCUGGGGUUUGGUGAUUGGCUUUGCAACUGGUUUUACCCGGGCGAUCAUGGAGUUCGUCUAUGGCAUACCAACCUGCCUCGAUGAAGACACCAGACCAGACGUCCUCAAGAACUUUCAUUUCCUACACUUUGCAGCAUUCCUAUACGCGUUCACGCUCAUCCUGAUUGUCUGUAUCAGUCUUAUGACCGACCCGAUCCCACCGUCAAAGUUGGUUAGAUUGACUUUCUGGACCAGACACUCGACACUUCCACGGGAGCCGAUGUCAAAGGAGGAGGAAGAAAGAGAGAAGGAAUACGACGCAGUUAGGAAAGGAAAAAAAAUUGAGUCUGACCUAAAGUACAAGAAUCGAACUGGAUUAAAAUGGAAAGCUUGGUCCAUCCUUUGCGGCAUUAGCGGCUCACCAAUGGACGAGGAUGCCGAAAUAGAGGCAGAGAAGCAAACUAAGGCCGUAGCAGAGAAACAAGCAUUGGCUGCUGAUGACCCAAAGUGGGAAAAAUUUGUAGCUGUCAACGGUGUUCUCUUGGCUGGACUUUGCGUCUUUGUAUUUGGAUAUUAUGCUUAGAUCGUUUUGUUUUAGUUAUGUGCAUACAAAGUAUUUGAAUUGUUAGUAACCUUUACCAAGGGGGGCAGGGGUUUGUUGCACUUCCAUGCCUAUGAUUUUUCAAGCAGUG